CUCUUCAACUAGUUCCAGUUUAAAGCCCGGUUCCUAAACCCUAGUAACUCUUUCCCAGUCUCCACUUUCAACUCAACCUUUGUACUUUGCCUUCUCCCUCUCUCUUUCUCUCUUUCGUUCCACCGUACCAAUCUGGCGAUGGCUUCCUUAGAUGAAGAAACCUCCAAGAAAGUACUUCGACAGGUCGAGUUCUACUUUGGUGAUAGCAAUCUUCCUAGAGAUAAUUUUCUCAAAAAUACCAUUAGCGAAAGCGAAGAUGGAAUGGUUAGUCUGGCAUUGAUAUGCUCGUUUACCCGAAUGAGAACACAUCUCGAUUUGGGGGAUGUGAAGCCAGACAAUGUGGCUGAAGAUAUAGUGAAGGCUGUGGCCGAAACUCUUAGAAUGUCCACUUUCCUAAAGAUCUCUGAAGAUGGCAAAAAAGUUGGUAGGACUAAUGAACUGGUGAAACCAGAGGAGUUAAUAGAGCAAUUGGACAGUAGGACAGUGGCUGUAUCACCCUUCGAGCACAAUACGAAGCAGGAAGGAGUGGAGGCUUUCUUUGGGAAAUUCGCCAAGGUUAACAGUGUGAGGCUUCCUCGUCAUGUUGCUGACAAGAGGUUUUUUUGUGGCACGGCCUUGGUUGAGUUCUCAAAUGAGGAAGAUGCUGAAAAUAUUUUGAAGCAAAGUUUUGAUUAUGCAGGUGCUAAGUUAAACCUAAAACCAAAGAAGGAUUUUGAUGCCGAAAGAGAGAAAGAAACAGAGGAAUUUGAGAAAAAUCGUUCCCUUGCAAGUUCAAAAGGCAAGAAUUCCCCCGAAGCAAGUUAUACAAAAGGCUUAAUUGUUGCAUUCGCAUUAAAGAGGAUCUCAGCUGAAGGUUCUGCAGAACCAAAUGGCACUCAUGAGCCAGCCAAUGGUAGCAUUAAUGCUGGAACUGAUGGAGAUAAUGCUACUGAAGAUGUUAAGACAGACAACAACAAAGAAGAAAAAGUUGAAGGGGAGAGUGUUGAUAGCAAAAUAGAUUUGGAGAAAGAUGGGAAUGAAAUUAAAGACGGAGAAAAGGCUUCUGAGGCUCCUGUUGCAGAGAGUGAAGAGAAAGAAGAAAAGACUAAUGCUGCUGCUACCUUCAAAGAUAACAUGGAAGUAAUUUUGCGAGAAGAUCUGAAGGCUGUUUUCGGAAAGUUCGGUACUGUCAAGUAUGUGGAUUUUAAGAUGGGAGAAGAAUCAGGAUACAUUCGAUUCGACGAACCUGAAGCUGUGCAGAAAGCUCGUGCUGCAGCUGUUCUGGCUGAACAAGGUGGUCUGGUUGUGAAGAACUUCGUUGCUACUCUAGAUCCAGUCACUGGUGAUGCUGAAAAGGAUUACUGGAGCUUACUCCUCCGCGGUAAUCAAGACAAACGGGAUUUUAAAGGCAACCGUGGAAGGGGAGGUAAACACAACAGAGGCUGGAAACAUGGCCGCUCAAGAGACAAUGAUGCAUCGGGUGGUCGCUCAGCUAAAGCUCAGAAAGCAAAUUGAGAAAAUAUCUAUAGGGAAACGUUUAAAUGUAGUUUUUCAUGAUCAAUUUUGUUUGAAGCUUACAGAGAAAUGUGGCCAUUGAGAGCUCUAUGCUCAUAAUGGCUUGGUGGUCUGUUAUGCUCUAGUUUCGUGCUGUGAACUGUAACACAGCAGUAGCAUGCUUUUGUAACUUACUAUUUAUUAGCGUUCAGUUUGUGACUUUUGAAAUUACCAAGGGAAAUUUGAGGAUCUACGGAUCCUAACUUAUUAAA
This is a messenger RNA of Cannabis sativa, 1745 nucleotides long. RefSeq names its product la protein 1. The record is from RefSeq and is a predicted model, not a curated record. Gene Ontology annotation, biological process: RNA processing. The transcript is spliced from 10 exons. Gene Ontology annotation, molecular function: mRNA binding. Gene Ontology annotation, cellular component: nucleus. Lineage: Eukaryota; Viridiplantae; Streptophyta; Magnoliopsida; Rosales; Cannabaceae. The coding region runs from base 139 to 1494 and encodes 451 amino acids.